Messenger RNA from Adineta ricciae, 795 nucleotides. NCBI's taxonomy places the organism in Eukaryota, Metazoa, Rotifera, Eurotatoria, Adinetida, Adinetidae. The record is from the annotation of a GenBank genome assembly.
AUGUACACAUCCACCUAUUCAUCGUCACCUGUUCGAACAUCAACAUCGGAGACAAGACCAGCAACUCAUCAAACUCAAUCUUAUCUUCGCGAAUAUUAUCACUCUGCCACAAACAACGACUCGAAAACCAUGAAUGAUAAUAACAUGUCUUUUAGACGCGGUGCCAGUGGAGCAUACGGUAAUUCCGCAUCAUCAUUAACAUCAUUACCAAUCAAUACACCAAUAUCACCAAGAAGAUACGUGGAUAAUUAUAAUAAUCAUACAACAAAUGAUACAAAUAGAUAUCAAUCAACAAAUUACUCAUCAAAUUAUCGUUCAUAUGGCAAUGAAAACGAUUCAUUUCAUCCGAAUACAGCACGAUACGAUUUAAGUGGUAAUGUCCGAGCAUAUUCGUAUGAUAAUCUAUUCAAUGAACCAAAUCGAUCUCAAACAUCAAUGAACAAUUCACGUUAUAAUCUAAAUAAUAAUGUCUCUUAUAAUCGUCAGCCAAGACGUGAACAUUACACAGAUUAUGAAGAUGAUGAGGAUGAUUUAAUCGUGAAAUCAACAGAUCUGCCAGCAUCGUAUGAACAAGAGAUGAUCUCGUUAGUUCGAGGAGCUUUUCGUAAAUAUCAAAUUACUAAUCAACGUGAACUAGCUGGUUUUCUGAAACGAGCCGCGGAUAAAACGUUCUCGCCUUGUUGGCAUUGCAUCGUCGGCCGACAAUUCAGUUCUUAUGUGACGCAUGAAAUGAACGGAUUUAUCUAUUUUACAAAAGGUCCAUUAUCAAUUUUACUCUUCAAAAGUGGUGCUUGA